UCUUUUAUAGGCAAUGGAGUCGCUUACAUUUUGUAGAUAAGUUAUUUUCCAAAUGAGUUUCCAUAAGGAGAACCUUGAUUUGGUUUUGGUACCAAGUGGGCUUCUGGUCAUGUUUGGAUACCACCUAUGGCUUCUCUAUAGAUGUCUCAAUUGCCCUCACACCACAACUAUUGGCUUUGAAAACAAUGACAAAAAAGCUUGGGUCGACAAAAUCAUGAAGAUGGAAAACAAUGACUUUGCGGUUCCUCUAAACGUGCUUUCCUACAAUAUAUCAUCAUCAAAUUUCAUGUCAUCCAUAUGUCUAACUCUUUGUGCGGUCAUCGGCACUUUGGUUGCAAACAGUUCUUCAGUGUUUCAAAGCAAGUUCAUCUAUGGAGAUGCAAAUUCAUCAACAAUAUCAAUAAAACACAUAAGCCUCUUGGUUUGUUUUCUCUUGGCCUUUGCUUGUUUUAUUGAGUCCACAAGAUCAUUGAUUCAUGCUACUUAUCUAAUAAGUAUGCCAAAUAGCAAUGUGCCAAUAAAAUCAAUUGAAUUGGCUGUGAUUAGGGGUGGUGAUUUUUGGUCACUUGGGCUUAGGGCACUUUAUCUUGCCCUAUUGUUGUUGCUAUGGCUUUUGGGGCCUAUUCCCAUGUUCACAACCUCGAUAAUGAUGGUUUGUGUGCUUUAUUUUCUUGACAAUAACACGGUGCCAUUGCAUGUGCAUCAAAGCACCAAAUCGAUGGAGAUUGGGAGAAAGGUGGCCGAAAUCUUACCAAAUAGUAGAGAGUGAUCUUGAUAUUAUGUAAUGUAAGAGUUUUAUAAUUCAUAUACUUUUCAAAUGUAUAGUAAUUACGUUAAUUCAACACUAUCAUUUGAUAACCAUACAAUAAAAAAGGAAUACAAAUAAAUUUAGAAGAAUUGCAAUAUAGUAUCUGCAAAAUUCUCUUUGAAGGGCA
Molecule: messenger RNA, 935 nt
Organism: Lactuca sativa (garden lettuce)
Lineage: Eukaryota; Viridiplantae; Streptophyta; Magnoliopsida; Asterales; Asteraceae
Product: spastin, putative (Protein of unknown function, DUF599)
Source: RefSeq, a predicted model, not a curated record